AUGAAAGAGGAAACUGUUAUUUUUGCCAUCAUAAUGCUUCUUUGCCUUACAUCAGUUGUAUCUACAUCAGGAGUAGCCUCCUUCUACGCUGAACCAUACAUUCCAUCUGCUUGCGGGCACAGCGAAAAUAUAACUAACAUUAUCUCAGUUAGUGAUGCAUUAUGGGAUAAGCGAAAUGCUUGCGGGCGUAAAUAUACAGUGUGGUGUAAGCCUGAAUCAAGUAGUGAAGGUAUAUUUCAACCUUGCACGAGUGAUGUUGCAAUAAACGUAUAUGGAUAUGAUGUUACAGUAGUUGAUUAUUGCGGGCAGUGCAAUGGUUUCACUAUGCUUCUCUCUAAAGAGGUUUUCUCAGCUUUGACCAAUACAAACCAGGGCAAUAUUCAAGUUGAAUAUUUGUUGCAAUCUAAUUAA
This is a messenger RNA of Dendrobium catenatum, 411 nucleotides long. RefSeq names its product EG45-like domain containing protein 2. Gene Ontology annotation, biological process: systemic acquired resistance. Gene Ontology annotation, cellular component: cell wall; apoplast. Bases 1 to 411 code for a protein of 136 amino acids. The record is from RefSeq and is a predicted model, not a curated record. The transcript has 2 exons. NCBI's taxonomy places the organism in Eukaryota, Viridiplantae, Streptophyta, Magnoliopsida, Asparagales, Orchidaceae.